CAAAAAGGAAACAAAAAUUCGCCUAAAAAACCAAAAACAUUUUUAGCGAGCGAAAACCCAAAAAAAAAAAAUUACACAAAGGUGUAAGGACUCAUAAUAGAGAGACUCGAUAACGUGCUAAUAGAUUGCAUUUCACAGGGAUGUGUCGUAUUUUGGGGUUAAUUUAUGUCGUUUUAUUGAGGACAACAACGUUGAGGAAGGUCUCGUAGCUUCAAAACCCUAGGAGAGAGAUAGGAGGUAAACAUAGCGCUAAAAAGAGCGGGAACGUUCAGGUAUUCACCAAUAUCAUCUUCUUUCUUUCUUUUUUUCCUUUUUUCAUCAAUGGGAGGGGCCAACUGGUAGAUAUUUAGGUAGGGAUGCAUGGAUGUAACUCAGGAUCAGCUCUCUUAGUAAAUGCUGAGGUUGAUUCCAUGGGAGGUAUUGUUAAUGGUGGAGUUGGGAUUGGUGUCAAGACCUCUCUGCACAGAGAAGCUAUUGAGAGGGCUCAAGCAGAGCUUAGGCAGGAGUAUGAUGUUCGCGAGGAAAGAAGAAGGGAACUGGAGUUUCUUGAGAAAGGUGGCAAUCCCUUGGAUUUCAAAUUCGGCAAUGCAGUGUCAGUUAGUGUCCAGUCUACUUCUCUCACUGAUCAGCAAGCAGAACAUUUUGUUACCAGUGAAGCGAAAGGUAGUUUUGCACUGACUGCCUCACCUCAUGGUGAUUCUGUAGAGAGUAGUGGUAGACCAGGGAUUCCUGCAGUUUGUGAACCCAUUAGUGCUGAUAACCUCUUACUGUUUGAUGGUGAAAAUGAGUCACCUGAAGGUGAAACGAAAUCUAUGCAUUCUCGUAAGAGGAAUAAUGUUGUUCCGUCAGUGCAAUCUUCUCAGAGGGUUCGGGCUCAAAAUGCUAAGGAAUCAGAAGAUUCUGCUAUCUUCCGCCCAUAUGCUCGAAGGAACAGGUCAAAAAUAAAUCGAGAUGGAGCACGGUCAAGUUCAACAGAGCUGAUUCAGGGUCGAGGCAGUAAUGUCUCUUCUUUACCUGCUCGUGGAUCGUCAAAGGAUGAUAAGGAUUUGACAUCUGAAGCAAAUAACCAAAAGGACAAGAACAUGCCCCCUGUUAAUACCAGAAAAUCUGCAACUUCAAAUGUUGAUUUGGCUUCGAAGGUGAUAACUUCCGAUAAUCAGUUGAAUAUGGAGUUAGAUGGUGGUCAGGCUGCCAAAGCAACAACUGACCAGUCAAAAGGUGACCUAUCUAAAAGCAAGGUUGAUGUUACAGUGCCUAAUGCAGCUGUUCAAGUGGAGUCUCACAAAUCUCCAGUUAAUGUAUCUUCUGAGGAACCUGAUCUUGUUGGAGGAAAGGAGCAGGUAGUUUCAACUGGUUCUGAAUGUCCACCUGGAACAGGUGCAACCAAAGCUGAAAAUGAUAUUGUUUUUAAUAAGCUAAAUGGGGUUGGCAAUGCCAAAAGAGAUGAGAAGGACAAACCACUUGAUGAGAAAAAUAGUAGUGUAACAAGAGGGGUGAAGGGAUUAGAUUCGGAGUCCUCUUGCACUGAAAAUAGCUUAAGCUUAGAUGUAAAUAAUGAUAAUGGUGUAUCUAUUAAUCCAAAAAAUGUUGAUUCCAAAGGAAAUCCCACGGAACAAACAUCCAAAAAAGAGGAGUCACUAAACUUAGCUGUUGGCGAUUUGUCAAAAGAAAAUAGUGUGACCAUGGCUGUUGAUAAUGUUGCUAUUAUUUGUGAUACUAAUACUUCCUUGAGCCAAAAUCAUUCUCUUAACAAUUCUAUGGUCAAAGUGGUGGAAGAAAUUAGAGCUGAAUUGCAAAAUGGAGUGAAUUGCCCUUCCAAUAAUGAGGUGCAACAAAGCAGUCACCCUGUAGCAGAAGCUGAUGGGAGAACUAGUACUGUGCAGGGUGAUCAUUCUAACUCAAAAAGUGAGAACAUUUCAACUAGUAGGCCUUUACACACCACGGGUAACUUUCAUUUUGAGAUUCCUGAGAGGACUUCGUUAGGAAUAACUUCUACUGCUAAUACUGAUGUUCAGACCAGUUUGGAUAAUCAUGUGAAAGUGGUGGACAAGGCACAUGAAGAUUCAAUUUUGGAAGAGGCUCGGAUUAUAGAGGCUAAACGGAAAAGGAUUUCAGAGCUAUCUGCUGGUACCUUACCCUUGGCGAAUCAGCGAAAAUCUCACUGGGAUUUUGUGCUUGAGGAAAUGGCAUGGUUGGCGAAUGAUUUUGCUCAGGAGCGCCUUUGGAAGAUGACUGCUGCCGCUCAAUUGUGUCGACGUGCUGCUUUUACCUCACAGUUGAAAUUUGAAGAACAAAAUCAGUUCUGGAAAUUCAAAGGAGUAGCUUUAACCCUAGCUAAUGCUGUAAUGGAGUUUUGGCAUUCUGCAGAGACGCAUCUAAAUAGUAAGGAUAGAAGUCUUGGUCCAAAGAACUCUGAUCAUGAUUUGGUGGGGUCAAGGGCCAAUGACGUUACCGAAGACAAGAAUGCAGAACUGGAUAUGGGAAUGAAAAAGGAGCACCCUGGAAAGGCUAAUGAUCUUGCAAUUCGGGCAUAUGCUCUUAGAUUUUUGAAAUAUAGCAGCUCCCCUGUUCCAAGACAUCAAGCUGAAGCACCAGCAACACCUGACAGAAUAUCUGACUCUGGCAUUAUAGACAUUCCUUGGAAUGAACACCUAACAGAAGAAAGCCUCUUCUAUUCAGUUCCUUCUGGUGCUAUGGAAACCUACCGGAGAUCUAUUGAAUCUUAUUUGGUACAGAACGAGAAAACCGGGAGUAGUGCACAAGAGGAAGUUGAAGCAUCUGCUUGUGAUGAUGGAGCAGAGUUCGGAUAUGGUGACUUUGUGUGUGAUGAGGAUGAAGGAGAAACAAGUACAUAUUAUUUGCCUGGAGCCUUUGAAGAUAGAAAAUCAUCAAAACAAAACAAGAAGAAGCGGAAGAACCCUAUGAAGUCAUAUCCUGCGAGACCAUAUGAAACUGGUGCUGAUUUGCCAUAUGGAAACUCUGCUCAGCAGUCCAUGUUGAUUGGUAAAAGACCAGGUAGUAGUCUAAAUGUUGGUUCCAUUCCAACAAAACGUGUACGCACUGGUUCCAGACAGAGGGUUUUAAGUCAUUUUAGCAGUGCCGCUGCUGCUGGAGGUUUACAGGCUCCGUUGAAAACAGAUGCUUCUAGUGGGGAUACUAAUUCUUUUCAGGAUGAUCUGAGUACUUUGCAAGGAGGAUUCCAGAUCCAGAAAGGCAUGGAGGUUGAAUCAACUGGGGAUUUUGAAAGGCAGCAACCAUAUGACUAUGAAGAAACACCAGCAAAACCAAAAAAGAAGAAAAAGGCGAAGAAUAUUGGUUCUGCAUAUGAUCAGGGUUGGCAGCUGGAAUCUACCAUUCAAAAUGAACAGCGAGAUUAUUUCAAAAAGAGAUCAGAGAGUCAUCAUUUUGAUUCUAAUGGAUCCAGUGUUUUAUAUGGGCAACAUAAUGCCAAGAAGCUGAAGGUAAUGAAGCAACAGCCAGAUAAUGCCUUUGACAUCAAUCCCAGUGGAUCCAUUCCUUCACCAGUAGGAUCGCAAAUGAGCAAUAUGUCCAACCCCAACAAAAUCAUUAGAUUAAUUCACGGCCGUGACAGAGGUAGAAAAGCCAAAACACCUAAGAUGUCUGGUGGCGAGCCUGGUUCUGGUUGUCCAUGGUCACUAUUUGAAGAUCAGGCUCUUGUUGUCCUAGUACAUGACAUGGGUCCAAAUUGGGAGCUUGUAAGUGAUGCCAUCAACAGUACCCUUCGAUUCAAGUGCAUAUUCCACAAGCCUAAAGAAUGCAAGGAACGACAUAAAAUUUUAAUGGAUAGAAGUGGAGAUGGAGCUGACAGUGCUGAUGCAGGAUCUUCUCAGUCAUAUCCAUCCACAUUGCCUGGCAUCCCCAAGGGAAGUGCAAGACAGUUGUUUCAACGUUUGCAAGGGCCGAUGGAAGAGGAUACUCUCAAGUCUCAUUUUGAGAAAAUUAUACUUAUUGGCAAGAAACAGCACUACCGGCAGAGCCAGCAUGAUAACCGGGAUUCGAAGCAGAUAGUGCCUGUCCAUAACUCCCAUGUUAUUGCUCUUUCACAAGUCUGCCCUAAUAACCUAAAUGGAGGGGUUCUAAUGCCUCUUGAUCUUUGUGAUGCCACUGCAUCAAGCCAAGAUGUCCUACCCCUUGGAUAUCAGGCUUCUCAUACAAGUGGUUUAGCAAUAUCAAAUCAAGGAGCUGCAGGAUCAAUAUCUCCAGCCUCUGGAGCAAAUUCGUCACUAAAGGGAUCUUCUGGCAUGGUUCUUGGCAAUAAUUUAGCAUCACUGUCUACACCACUCAAUGCAUCUGUGAGGGAUGGUAGAUAUGGUGUUCCCAGAACAUCUUUGCCAGCUGAUGAGCAGCAUAGAAUGCAGCAAUAUAAUCAAAUGUUAUCUGGCAGGAAUAUUCAGCAGUCCAACUUGUCUCUUCCUGGGGCUGUUUCUGGAUCAGAUCGUACGGUUCGUAUGCUACCCGGUGGAAAUAAUUUGGGAAUGAUGGGUGGGAUAAAUAGAGGCAUGCCACUGUCAAGACCAGGCUUCCAAGGAAUGACAUCAUCAGCAAUGCUGAAUUCUGGCAGCAUGGUCUCCUCCAAUUUGGUGGGAAUGCCAAGCCCUGUCAAUAUGCACUCUGGACCAGGUUCUGGUCAAGGAAACUCAACGUUGAGGCCUCGUGAUACCAAACACAUGAUGCGACCUGGGAACAGUCCAGAGACUCAGAGGCAAUUAAUGGUACCUGAGCUCCAAAUGCAGGCUCAAGUGAAUAGCCAGGGAAUUCCUGCUUUCAAUGGAUUGAAUUCUGCUUACCCCAAUCAAUCAACUGCACCAUCUGUUCAGUCAUAUCUGGGUCAUCCCCAGCAGCAGCUGCAAAUGCCUUCACAGCAAUCCCAUGCACUGAGCAAAUCUCAUCAUUCUCAACAUCAGGGUUCCAAUCAUGCUAGUGGGCCGCAACAGCAAGCAUAUGCCAUGCGCCUUGCCAAAGAAAGGCAAAUGCAGCAGCAGCGUCUUUUGCAGCAACAACAGCCCCAGAAACAGCAGCAACAACAGUUUGCUGCAUCUAGUGCUGUGAUACCACAUGUCCAACCUCCUACCCAACUUCCCAUAUCGUCUUCUCUUCAGAAUAGUUCCCAGAUUCAAUCUCAAACUGCAACUCAAUCGGUAUCAAUCCCCCCUCCAUCUUCACCAUUGACUCCAAUGUCACUACAGCACCAACAGAAACACCACUUGUCCCCUCAUGGGCUUGGUAGGAAUCCCCAAACUGGCACUAGUGGAUUGAACAAUCAGGUUGGCAAGCAACGGCAGCGGCAACCUCAGCAACAGCAUCAGCAGUAUCAACAGUCUGGCAGGCAACAUCCUCAGCAACGACAACAAACACAGUCUCAACAGCAAACGGAACUUUUGAAGGGAGUGGGAAGAGGGAAUGUCCAUGUGCAUCAAAACCUUUCUACUGAUCCUGCUGAUCUGAUUGGCCUCGGCAUGGCCUCUAGCAACCAAACUGCUGAGAAAGGAGAGCAAAUCACGAACUUGAUGCAAGGUCAGGGCUUGUAUCCCAGGCCUGGUACAAAUCUCAUCCAACAAUCUAAACCUCUAGUUUCCCAGCCACAGCAAAAGCAAUUUUCUGGGGCAACACCCCCUUCUACGAAGCAACUCCAGCAGAUUGUUUCCCAUUCUGAUAAUAGUUCUCAAGGUCAAGUUUCCACAGUGCCCUCUGGUCAUACACCAUCAGCUGUGAAUCAAUGCAUCCUGCUAGCGGCUGCGGGUCCCAAUCCCCAGCAUUUGCGCCUACCAUCACAGCCACACCAGAAGGUUAAUCAAAGCCAAUCUACUGUUCAAAGGGUGCUUCAACAGAAUUGGCCAGUGAAUUCUGAUCCUCCCAGCAAAUCUCAAGCUGACCAGCAGCAAGUGAACAAUGCUUCACAGAUGGGUACAACCACAACCACAGCAGGGUCCCAAUCUGGCAUUGAUUCAGCUGACAACACAGUGCAAAAUCUUUCUUCUGUUGGUUCUCAGUGGAAAGCAUCAGAACCAGUAUAUACUCCUGGUAUGCCAAUUGUGGCCACUCAAAUGGGAUCCUUAGGGAGCCCCCCUCUUACAAAUUCAUCUGUUAGUGUUCCAGUACCUUCUGUCAGCCAAGGGACAGCACACAGACAAUCAUCAGGUGGCUUACCACCUCAUGGGAAUAAGGCUGGGACACAGCGGCCACAACAGCCACAAAUACAGCAAUCCCCAACACCAGCCCCAUCUCAACAACAUUAUCAGCCGCAAGAGCAGUUACAGCAUGACUGCAUAAUUCACCCCCACAGCAGCUUCCAUUGCAGCAGCAGUCACAACAGCAAACUUCGCAACUCCAAGCUAUACAAGGCAGCUUGUAUCACAGGCCAUCCAGUUCUAAGCUGGAGUGAAGCAAUUUUUGGAUGGAUCAGUCCAACAGCGAAGGGUUCUAAUAGGUUGGGUUUGCAUGCCCUCGUAAGAGCAGUGUACAGACGAAGCUGGUUAUUCUGCGGGGCAUUGCCAAUGGAAAGAGGGGGUUUCUAUUUGCAGGUUAGAAAUUCACAGAAAAAGGACCUUUUUUUUUUCUUUUUGGGGGAUUUUGGGAAUUUAUGUAUAUUAGCAGGUGAUCUAGAGUAUUGGGAAGGUUGAAGACGGAGUAUAGAGGCAUUUGUACAUAAAGUCGUCUUUUUCUUGUGCUUUCUUCAUCUCCUCCCUGCUUGUGUGCAUAGGGGAGUCUUAUUUGUUUCCCCCCAAGUAGAUUAGUGCCUUGUAUUAAUUAAUUACCCUUUUCAGAUGAAGUGGAUAGCAAGCAAUCAUUGUUAUUAGGCAAAACAAGCCUUCCAAAAUUUUGUGAAUACAGACCAGCGCCUGUGACUUCCAUCCAA
Hibiscus syriacus is the source of this 6877-nucleotide messenger RNA. RefSeq names its product chromatin modification-related protein EAF1 B-like. The record is from RefSeq and is a predicted model, not a curated record. NCBI's taxonomy places the organism in Eukaryota, Viridiplantae, Streptophyta, Magnoliopsida, Malvales, Malvaceae. Gene Ontology annotation, cellular component: NuA4 histone acetyltransferase complex.